Bubalus bubalis (water buffalo) is the source of this 1830-nucleotide messenger RNA. Its product is annotated as interleukin 36 alpha. The coding region runs from base 480 to 1010 and encodes 176 amino acids. The record is from RefSeq and is a predicted model, not a curated record. The transcript is spliced from 4 exons. Gene Ontology annotation, biological process: cytokine-mediated signaling pathway; inflammatory response to antigenic stimulus; positive regulation of gene expression. Gene Ontology annotation, molecular function: cytokine activity; interleukin-1 receptor binding. Lineage: Eukaryota; Metazoa; Chordata; Mammalia; Artiodactyla; Bovidae.
UAAAGCCUCACUAAAUCACCCUGGUGUCAGAAGCUGACAAAUACUCAGGGUGCUGGGAAGUCCUAGCCCCAAUGAGGCAGAACUUCCUCUUUUCUUGAUGUGGGUCAAAGGCUCUGGCCCUACUGGACUCUGUCAGAACAUCUGAGCACAGAAGAAGCCAUAGUCCAUAGCCAUAGGGACACGGCGUCCUUCGUAGCUGCAAAACCUGCUGACCUUUGAUCUUUUCUGCUUCCAGACCUCUGGCCUUGGCCCUCCUGUCAUUUUAAGGCUCUGGGUUUACUUCUGAAUGCAGGUACCACUGCUUCUGCUGGAAGGUAGGCUACGUCCAAGAAGGUGAACAGGAGAGGGAGCGAGGUGAGUUCUGGGACCGUAGAUUCUCCCUGAGGUUGCUGUUGGCUCAUUAGCUCUUCUUCUGACUCAAGGUCAAACCGUGGCUUGGGACUGACUCAGAUCCUCCUGUGGGAUCCAUCUGCACAUACAUGUCUUCACACCUUGGCAGUUCUGACACGCCAUCAUCCAAAGACGAUGGAAAAGUAAAAGUAUUAUCCAGGAUACACCCGAUUCUGGUGAAUAUUCAGGAUAUCAACCAUCUGGUAUGGGUCCUUCAAGGCCAGACCCUCACAGCUGUCCCGAGGAAGGGCCAAAUGGAUCCAGUCACUGUUACCUUAGUUUCAUGCAAGUACACAGAGACUCUUGAGAAGGGCAGGGGGAAUCCUGUCUACUUGGGACUGAAGGAGCCAGAGCUUUGUCUAUUCUGCACGAAGGUCAAGGGGCAGCCCACGCUGCAGCUUCAGGAACGGAACAUAAUGGAUCUGUACCACCAAACUGAGCCUGUGAAGCCUUUUCUCUUCUACCAUGACCAGAAUGGCAGGGCCUCCAGCUUUGAGUCUGUGGCCUUCCCUGGCUGGUUCAUCGGCUCCUGCUCCAGUGGAGGCUGUCCUGUGAUUAUCACCCAGGAACUGGGGAAAAUCUACACUACCGACUUUGGGUUCACAGUACUCCAGGCUUAAGGCUGGUCUAGGGAUGAGGGUUGUUUUCUGCACAGAGAAUCUUGUCUUUGGUUUCCUCCAUUCAAGCUCCUGAAAUGCUUCUGAAUCACAACACUGCAAAUCAGCAAUACUUUAAUUAAUUAAGAAAAAAAAAAGAGAGAAAAGUACUUUGGAGAUGAACACUGUCAUACCGAUCAUUCAACAAGGAAAGGCAGAAUUGCCAGAAUUAUGUCCGUUUCAUUUUUGGGGGGCUUGCAGAUUCCCCAACUGUGAAUUGAACCAUCUUAGUCUUAAAAGAAGGAAGAAUCUUGGUUAAGCUUUUCACCCAAGAGUAUCUUACUGACCUCAACAUGUCCAUGCAGUGACAACGUACUCACAACACUGGACCAAGUUGUGUGCCCUCCGCCAGGACACGUGGACAACAGUGCAGAGAAAUUGAGGAUCUUUGCUAUGGCCAUGUGGCUAAAUUAUGACACCUUGACAAAAAUACUAAAGAAAACUCUACUUAACAUACCUGCUAAUGAUGCUUCAAAUAACAAAUGAAGGUGAUGAUUCUUUCAUUUGGAGUCCAGAUCUCUGGAUUUUCAGAUAUGUUGCUCUGUGGCAAUGUAUCAAGAUCUUUUGGAUCCUGGUGGGGAAAAGCUGACAGACAAGUUCCAUAAAAGAAAAGACUAGGAAGAAAGCUGGAACCCCUUGUGGGAGUGGCUUGUGUCUCAGUGAAGUUAUGUGCUCUGCUGGUUUGAAUGAAGAACUAGUGUUGUUUAUGAAGCUUUCACCUAAAGUGUUAUCACUGGAUCUCAUGGAAAGUUAAAUUUGUGAAAUAAAAAAUUUGCUCCUCUCA